UUUGACAAUUUCAAUUAAAUUUUCAGAAAACUUCUAACACUUCCUAUUUCCUAAGAUUGUUGUUCGAAACAAAAUUAAAAUUUAUUGAACUUGAUACGUAUUUUAAGUAUUACAAUAUAAUCAGACUAUUGUGCGACUAAAAAACUAUAUUUGCAAAAUAAUUAUUGAUAAAUUUCUGUUACAAAAGUAUUCCAUAAUAUACCUAUACUUUAUAACCUCAAAUGGCGGUGGUAACUUUAAGUAAGGUUGAAGAUUUUGAAGAUUUCGUAAGGUCACCUUCAUUAGCAGUAGUCCACUUUUCGGCAGAAUGGGCAGAACAAUGUAAACAAGUAACUGACAUCCUUAACGAAUUGGGAAAUCUAAGUGACAUAAAAUCUAGCGGUUGUAAAUUUGCUGUGUGUGAUGCUGAAGGUAUAUCUGAAGUAUCUUUAAAGUAUAAGAUAGAUUCAGUGCCAACAGUGAUUUUAUUUAAAAAUAGUAAUCAAAUUGAUAGAAUUGAUGGUGUUGAUGUAUCACAAAUAACAUCAAAAGUCAAAGCUCAUUGUUCUAGCAAAGCUGUAGCAGAAAUAAAGCAACCAAUUGAGGAAAGACUGAAAUUACUUAUUAAUAAGCAUAAGGUCAUGGUAUUUAUGAAGGGAAACAGAGACACACCAAGAUGUGGCUUCAGCAGGACACUAAUACAAAUUUUGAAUGAUAUUGGAGUGCAAUAUGAUACCUUUGAUAUUUUAACGGAUGAAGAAGUACGACAAGGAUUGAAGGUUUAUUCUGAUUGGCCAACUUAUCCACAAGUCUAUGUAAAUGGAGAUUUGAUUGGUGGAUUAGAUAUAAUUAAAGAACUCCAGGCCAAUGGAGAGUUGGAAUCUACACUGAAUGCCUGAAAAUAUUAUAGUAUAGUGGUACAUUUUUAAUUUAUUAAAACAAUAUUAUAACAUGAG
Messenger RNA from Leptidea sinapis, 935 nucleotides. RefSeq names its product glutaredoxin 3 (gene Grx3). Lineage: Eukaryota; Metazoa; Arthropoda; Insecta; Lepidoptera; Pieridae. The coding region runs from base 222 to 878 and encodes 218 amino acids. The record is from RefSeq and is a predicted model, not a curated record. The transcript is spliced from 4 exons.